CCCCUCGUCCUCCCUCCCACCAACACAAGCAAACAGCACCUACAGCACACAGCUCAUCACUCCCCAAAGGCAGUCACCACAAGAGGCAUCUCCACAGAGCCACAGCAAGAAAGCAAGCACCUUCGUCGUAGCAAAAUGGCGCCAACAAUGGCCAUCACCACCGCCACCCUGGUGCUCCUCGUCGUCUCCCUCCUCGCGCCCAGCGCGCUCGGCUCCCGCUCCGGCCUACCAUCCUCGCACCACGGCCACGGCGGCCACGCCAAGCACUCCCCGCCGCCGUCGCCACCGCCGGCGCCCGUCGCCCCGGUGGCCGCGGCGCUGGUCCGCACCACCUGCAACUCCACCGCCUACUACGACCUCUGCGUGGCCGCGCUCGCCGCGGACCCAUCCAGCACCACCGCCGACGUGCGCGGCCUCUCGGCCAUCGCCGUCUCCGCCGCCGCCUCCAACGCCUCAGCCUCCGCGGCCGCGCUCGGCGCCAACGUGACCGCGCAGGGCGGCGCCGCCGUCGACAGCACCGUGCAGGCGCUGCUCCGGACCUGCUCCGCCAAGUACGGCGAGGCGCGGGACGCGCUGGCCGCCGCCAGGGGCUCCAUCGCGCAGCAGGACUACGACUACGCCGCCGUCUACGUCGGCGCCGCCGCGGAGUACCCGCAGGUGUGCAAGGCGCUGUUCCGGCGCCAGAGGCCCGGGGCCUACCCGGCCGACCUCGCCGCCAGGGAGGAGGCGCUCAAGCAGCUCUGCUCCGUCUCGCUCGACAUCAUCUCCCUCCUCAGCGCCACCAGCUGAACUGCUGAGGCAAGCGGCGACGAACCAUAAUAUACUAUGACUAGUGCCUGCUGCGCACAGGCUAUUUCGUAAAUUAAUUAUAAGGAUGUAACCGCAAGUACGUACAGUAUUGUAACUAGUGUAGCGUACGUGUAAUGACACGUGCUAAGCCUCCUUACGUUUUUGCUACUAUACCAAGUGCAGUGUACUCAGUUAACUAGUACUAAUAAUAUUGAUGAGAUAUUUGUUGAAUUCUGGUAA
Hordeum vulgare subsp. vulgare (domesticated barley) is the source of this 1029-nucleotide messenger RNA. Its product is annotated as pectinesterase inhibitor 28-like. Lineage: Eukaryota; Viridiplantae; Streptophyta; Magnoliopsida; Poales; Poaceae. Bases 136 to 789 code for a protein of 217 amino acids. The transcript has a single exon. The record is from RefSeq and is a predicted model, not a curated record. Gene Ontology annotation, molecular function: enzyme inhibitor activity.